CCAGCCAGUGCCGCCGCGCCUUCUGUCGUGUGCGGAUGUAAACCGUUGACGUCACCGGCGUUCUCCUACAUCCUCCGCACUGUUCGCUUGACAUUUUAUGCGCAUAGCGCGCAGCGCAACCGAUUCGCCCGUGAAGCUUUAUUUAUAAACAAAUUGUGUGUUAAUAAUAUCAUUCAAUGUCAAUACCGAUUAAUUUAAUAAUAUUAAUACAAUUGUGUAAUUUGUAAAAUGCGAUGAUAUAAUUUCUUUAUUGUCAUCGUAAUGUGAAAGCGCACGUGAUAAUUAAUGGUGACAGGAUGUUAUAUAAAAAUGCGGUAGGCAAGUCAUUAAUGGACCAGUUAUUUUGUGAAGUGACAUUGACCUUUUAUGGAGAACAAUACCGUUAUAUACCUAGGUAUAUACAAAAAUUAUGACGUUCUCCUAAAGCUUGCAUUACGCACUUUUAAGGUAAUUAAAUAAGUGUCAGCAAACAGUUAGUGUGGUGAUCGUGCUUCAAUUCGAGUAUGGGAAGAAGAAACAUCAGUAUGAUGCGUCUGGGCAGAUGCGUCGCCUUCUUAGCUGCAGCGGCAUUCUUACUGCCUUUCACAAUACUGCUGAUGGUGGCUGAUCAGCAGUAUCACCUAACCUACAAUUCCAAGCGGGUCUUCUAUCAAGAGAGCGACUUCUAUAAAAUAAACGGGACGUAUUAUGCGCCCACAUUCGUGAUAACCACACCUACAUUAUCACGGACUCAGUAUCUAUACGAGAAUGGUACUCACGAGGAGGGUCUGCUCACACGGGACAAAUUCAUGGAGGUGAACGCCAGGAUGGAAGCCAGACGAGAGUUCCUGAGGAGCGAGUGCUCCAGACUCGGGCUGGACAGCUCCAGCCGUAAAGCCUACGCAUGGGAAUACCUAAUCAACAGACAGUACCAUGUUAUAUGGUGCAACAUCUUUAAAGCAGCUUCCACAUCCUGGAUGUAUAACUUUAAUUUGAUGGCAAAUUACACUGCUGCCUUUCUCGAUAAAACUAAAGAGGUGCCACUAGAACUUGCUAGAAGGAAGUACGCUAGGCCGACGGUAGAAAUGAUCAAGAAGGCUCAGCCAGAUUCAAUUACGUUCCUUAUUGUUAGACAUCCUCUGGAGAGAUUAGCUUCAGCGUACAACGACAAAAUCGUGCAUGCAUGGCCCAAGUCUUUUCAUGAUAAAAUGGGACAAAGAAUAAUAAAAAAGUAUAGAAAGCAAUUAUCAAAAGCACAGCCAAUACCGACAGAAAGAUACCCGGUGUUCGAAGAGUUCGUUGCAUACGUGCUGGACGAGAGGAAAGCCAAGCGUGCCCUUGAUAUGCACUGGACACCAUACACCGACUUCUGUACACCUUGCAAGUUUAACUUCGACGUUAUUAUCAAGUUCGAGACAUUAGACGAGGACCAACGAUUCCUGAUCCAACUUGCUCGUCUUCAAGACGUUGUGAAGCCGGAAUGGCGUAAUAGUGGCAAAGGCACUAAUACAUUGCACAAUAUUAGCCAUUUAUACUCGCGCCUCAAAAAAUCACAACUUGAUGGCCUUUAUAAACUAUACAGAUAUGACUUUCAACUCUUCAAUUACACCAUAGACAGUUAUUAUGAAAUAGUGCAAGAGGACGAGUCAAGUAAUCAUGGAUGAGCUUUUUAUCCACAUGAGACUGCUUUAUCAUUAUGCUGUUCAUCAUGCGUAGACAGAAUAAUACUCAUCGAAAGUGGAUAAAGAAGGAUAUAAUUAAUCAAUGGCUAGAAGACUGAUCGUUAAUGAAUGGGCUAUCGAUCCAUUGGCAAGUGGAGAGUAGGGUCCGCUUUGCGUCAAUUUUCAUGUUCGUCGUUGUUGUGUAGCUAAGUAUAUUUUGUGAUACUAAGAGUUUUGCCAUUAGAGAAUUUUUGCCACACCAAUGAUUAGGUAUCUACUAGUACAGAUAUAGAUAUUAGGCAUCAACCCAAGGAGCUGCUGGAUAUCUAUUAAACUAAAUACGCAUUAACGUUUAUUCGAAUGUAUGAUAUUAAAAUUGAACUUCAUUAAUAAGUAUUUUAAUUGCACGCUGUUGUACAUCUAAGUAUGUAUUAAUAUAUAUCUAAAGGCAAUAUAGCAAUGUCAUAUUAAGGUCAUUUUAUUAAUAUCCGUUGAAUUUUGCUAAAUAUGAAUAGAAAAUAUUUGUAUCUGCAAUGAUAGGUAAAUUCCUAGUACAUUUUUGUGGUAUAUUAUUUUAUGUUUAUAUAACAGUAAAGACUACCAAUGUUAAAAGAGGCUAUACACGACGUGUCAAUGAGUAGAAUCAUGCCAGAUCCAUCAUACCUCUUAUCUAAAUACGAAUGCAUACCAUGAUAGUCGCUUUUUGAAACAUCUUUUAUAGGGCACCUUUAAGAUAGAGAUCUAUUAUUAGUAUUUUUGACAUAACUAAAAGUCAGGAAUUAUGCUAAUAUGAGUCUAGCCAGAUUCUAUUGCGAUUAUCUACUUUAUUAUUGUGGCAUAAUAACAUUUACAGAGUAUUAUACUUAUUGGUUACUUUUUUUGUUUAUAUUUAUUAUAAUUUAUAUAAAUGCACGUUAAAUCAAAUCAAAUUUAAUUCUGUUGUCUGAAUUCUCAUUAUAAUUUUUCGAAGCAAGACUUUGAUUCUAUAAUUACAUAAUAUUUAAUAUACUAUUAUGUAACAAAAAAUUGUUUACAAAUGCCAAAAUAAUCUUAGAGGUAUAAAUGGGUAUCUUUUAUAUUUUAUUUUUAAUAAAUAAUCUCACAAUACCUUUUUCAAGCAUACGAAAAAUAAAGUUAAGUGUUGUUGUAAAUAAUAAUUAUAAACUAGUGUACUUGUAAUAAAGUGCUGAAAUGUGAAUGUAGAAUAACUGCUAAAUUUAGUUGAUAUUGGCAAAAUGAAACACUGUAAAUAUAUUUUAGUUUUGUACUGCAAAUACAAAAUUCCUUAGUGCUUCCAUAAGAUAUAGAUUUAUGGAAAUAGAAGGUAGUAUCGUAAACGAUAUAAUGUUCGUUAUAAUAUUUGAAAGUAUGUGUAAAAUAUUUGUUAUUAUCCAUUUAAUUACAUGACAGAAGAAAAUAUAAAUGUACCAACUUAUAUUAGGUACUUAGUCAUUAAAUAGUACUUUAGCACGUACGUGACUAUCUAUAUAGAAAAAAUAUAUAAUACAGAACAACUAAGCUGCGAAAUUGUAAAGAAUUUCCAGACUUUUUGCCUUCAUUAAAAAUUAGGAAUUAGUUAAGUACUUACAUUAAGCUACAUGACUCAUGGUAAACCUUUGUUAAUAAACAAAGUUGCAUUAACCUAUUACUGAAUUACAGUUAAUAUGUAGCGACAAUUGUUAACAUGUUAGCGUUAUGAGAUUUAUGAUAAUAUGGUGCAAUAACAAAAUAAUUUACUUAACUAAACUUUUUAGCCGAACUUCCUCGGGUAACGUUUCUACAUUCAGCAGCCAGUUUGGAGAAGAGAGUUUUAUUUGCAUACUGUUUUUCGUACGGAUGUUAACCAUCAACAAUGGUUUACCAUAAAUAGAUACGUGGCUUAAGUCGGAAUAAGAGUAUUAUGAAUUAAUCUCAAUUGAACAUAACGCAAUCCAUCCACCAAACUCGUAUUAGUCCAUUCACAAUUCACGUUUGUUCACUGUAGAUAGUUUUCACAACAGCAAUUAAUAAAUACAUGCAUUAUAAAUAUAUAUCGUAAUAAUGGACUAAUGGUAAUAUAUACUUAACACAAUUUUAUAUAAUCAAUGCUUUUCGCGUACCGAUUAUGGAAAUUAUGUAGUUAUAAUAAACAUAAUAUGCGCAAAGCAUACUGAAUAAUAUAAUAAUAUGUAAAUCAGAAUUAUCGAGAAUUGUGAAUCACAAUCUUCAUGUUGCUAAGCAAGCGUAUCUAAUUCCUACCAGAUCCUGAUCUAGGGGCGUUAGCCGGGCAAAUUUUCAGGGCAGCAAAAUAAAUUUAGAAGUUUAUGUUCAUUAUAUCUAAACGCCAAAUUUUAAUUUUUUUCCGAUUGGAGAAAAAUAACUAGGUCCGGCACUGGUGGGGAUGUAAGCUACAGUAGCCGCUUACUAUUGGACGAAGAUCAUCAUAUAGAAAACAGAAUAAGCAUAGAAAUAACUAGUAAACAAUUUGUAUAACGAUAACGCACAUUUAUUAAUGUAUAAGUAUAUAGAUUAUAUAUAGGGUAUAAUAAAAAGGCGUAAUAAUUUAAAAUCAAAUGUGAGUUUAUAAAAUUGAACAAAUUUCCCAACAAAUCCAUAUUUCUUAUUACUAUUAUUCUUCUUAUUAUUUUUCUAUCAUUCUUAUUAGUAUUUUAUAUAUUUAUUAUACAAUAUUUUCAUAUAACAACCGAUAUUGUAUACGAAAACAUUCUUUUUAUCGACUUCCCAGAGAAGAUUCUCAAUUCAGCUAUUCUGUAUGAACGUUGCGCAACUAUGUCGCAAAUUAUGAAUGAAUUUUGAUAAUUAUUUUUACAAUUGAUAGAUUUUAUUUCCGUGUUAUUUCUUUAUUAAACUGGUGGCGAUAAGUUUAAUUUUCGAAACAAAAAAUGCCUGUUGCGAAACAAAAUCUAAUUUUGGAUAUGAUUAUGCAUUCUAAAAUAUGUAUAUUUUCAAAAUAACAUGUCUAAGAAAUCUCUUGCUCAAAAUUUAUUUAAUAAGGAGGAUAGUGCUAACUAUCUAAGCUAUCAAUAUUAAAUUCGUUGUAAUACACUAAUUGGCGCUUUUGUUGAGAAAAGUGUAGAUACGAGUACAUAUGAUAGCUAAAAAUUAUUUUCAUUAUUCUAUCCAUGGCGAAAGUUGAUCAUUUUCAUACGCACCUAUACCUAUCUACUAUAGCUGGAUAUCAGAUUGCUGCCCUUUCCGUUAUACCCUGUAUAUAUUUGCAUUAGAAUGAUGCCAUCCGUUCGAAACAUCUGCAUAAUAAUGAUCUUAUUAUUUGUAAGUACAAAUUAUUUAUAUUCAAUAAAAACAAUUAUUAGAUACGCAUGUUGCUAAAUUGUUGUAGUUGAUAAUUAAAGAUUAUAACGUUUGUAAUGUUUUUAAUGUCAUAAUAGUUACCGUGUUUUCAUUUUAAUUAUACCUAAGUGUAUGUAUUCACCACUACAGACAGUUUUCAUAAGUGGUGAUUAUGUAUAGAAUAGAAUAUCUUCAAUACCAUAGUCGCAGACUCUAAUCUGCGUUGUUCAUCAGUUUAUUGUGUUAGCAUACAAGUACAGGCUUCUGUAACACCAUGAUAGCCACAUACACCUAAGCAUCGCUGUAUAUGUAAUCUGUUUUAUAUACUUCCUUGGCCUCUUUAAUAAACAAUUUCAGCAUUUCAUAUAUUUAAUAUUUAUUUGUAAUGAUUCAAAUAUCAUUACAAUUGUUCUCGUAUGGUAUGUUCUAGUUUUUUACGAAGUCAAUAGCUCUCCGUAUAAAUAGUCAUAAUGUUAUUAUAAUAUGUAAUUAGAAUAUUGUGUAUUUUUUUUUAUAUUUAUCUGAUAAUUAUCUGUCAAGUUAAAUCAUUUGAGAAGUUACUCCUUUUGCAGUACAUAUAAGGUACUAGAAAUAUUAAUGUUGAUAUAUUUUUUUUAAGUAUUUAUUCGUUAAAUUUUGUAUUGUUUUAUGAUAAUUACAUUGUGUAUGGUUACAUGAUGCACAUUUUAUAUUUAUUUCUUAUGCAAAUGUGUAAAUGAUAAAUUGAAUGUUAUCUAAUAAAGUAGUAUUUUUUUUAAUAUACGCAAUAUCAUAACUAUUAAUUAAAUAAUAUUUUUUUGUCGAAAUUUAAAAUAAUUCCUUCCAAUAAGUUGUAGUAAACAAUAAACAGGCAUUAUCGUAGUUAGAUGUAUGCUUAAAAACGUCAAAAUAAAUGGUGUAGAUGUUUCUGUCUAUUGUUCAGACUAGAUAGUCUAUUAAUCUAAAAAUUACUAUUCCUUGAAAUAGCUAUUAUAAAUAGUAAUGGCAUUUGAGGUUUACAAACUAUAACAUUUAGUUCCAUUUUAUAAUAUGGGUCUAGUCUUAGGGUUACAUUGAGUUUAAAUUAAACACCCAACUUCAUAAAAAUAUCUCAAAAUAUGAGCUCAUUCAUAUAUUGUAUUAAAUUAUUAGCAAACCAGUUUUCACGAACUUUAAAAUUUAAUGUUUAUGAAAAUAUGAAAUAUCUAAUGUUGUAUUUAUACGGUACAAUAAUGAACAGUAAAACAAAAAAAGAUGUUGCUUAUAAAAUAAAUUUGUGACCAGGGCCUGAUUCAGGGUGGGGGUAUGUAAAAACAUAACUGGCUGUUAUAAAGAAGGUUAAAUAUUAUUUUGCCCGGAACGGCAAAAUUGUUAGAUUGGGAACUGGUUGUGGCACAUGCAAAUGUAUGCAAUAUUAAUAAAAUUACCAAAAAUGUAAUAUAAUAUAAUUUGCUUUCGCUGUUGUGUUUAUAUGUACAAGCGUUAUAGUUAGUAUGGAAAGAAUAUUAGACCAAAAAGAUAUGGCCUAUGAUUGUAACUGAAAUGGUGCUAUAGUCCUUUAGAUUUUGAUCUCAUAUCAAAUUGUGAGAUGCGGAUGCAGUAAAACUUGUUGCUAAUUAUGUGUUAUGUUAUAGAUUCCAACGGUAACUGAAUUGGUUGUGUUUACAUAAUGUUAAACAAAUAAAUAUUCUUAGUACUUAUAGAAAAAUAAAUUACCUAUUUAAUAUUUCA
This is a messenger RNA of Galleria mellonella (greater wax moth), 6641 nucleotides long. RefSeq names its product carbohydrate sulfotransferase 11. The transcript has 8 exons. Gene Ontology annotation, biological process: carbohydrate biosynthetic process. The coding region runs from base 504 to 1643 and encodes 379 amino acids. The record is from RefSeq and is a predicted model, not a curated record. Gene Ontology annotation, molecular function: sulfotransferase activity. Gene Ontology annotation, cellular component: membrane. NCBI's taxonomy places the organism in Eukaryota, Metazoa, Arthropoda, Insecta, Lepidoptera, Pyralidae.